UAUAAAAGGGGUGUGUCUCGUGGUGACCGAAUCAGUUCCAUAGCAGCUAUCCAGCAUCCACUCUAAGGCACCAUCAACAUGAACGCCAUAUUACUCUUUACCAUCCUCUCUCUGGUUUCGCCAAUUUUUAGCGAAGAACCAUUGCAAAUUAAAAAACACGAAAAAAGGGGUAUCUUCGGUCUCGGAUAUGGUGGUGGUUAUUACGGUGGAGGAAUUGGAGGACUCGGAGGAGGAUAUGGUCAUGGUGGAUAUGUAGGAAACUCAGUGGGUUACUCGUUAGGCCAUAGUUACGGAGCUGCUCCCCUUGUUUCUUCUCAUGGAUACAACAGUGCACCGAUCCCCUUAUCUCAUGGAUACAAUUCUCCUACCUAUUCCUCAUCGUAUCUUGACCAUUCCGGUAUAGCACUUGGACAUGGGUUCGGUGGUCAUGGUGGUUUUGGUUACCACGGACUAUAAGGAAACUUGGCAUUACUUUUUAUCAAUGUUUCAUCCACGUUGAUACGACUUAGGUUUCUAACAUAUUUUCUAGAAAAUAACUCAAUCAUUGUAGUCAUU
Molecule: messenger RNA, 555 nt
Organism: Polistes dominula (European paper wasp)
Lineage: Eukaryota; Metazoa; Arthropoda; Insecta; Hymenoptera; Vespidae
Source: RefSeq, a predicted model, not a curated record